Messenger RNA from Auxenochlorella protothecoides, 1770 nucleotides. RefSeq names its product Carnosine synthase 1. Gene Ontology annotation, molecular function: carnosine synthase activity; ATP hydrolysis activity; ATP binding. The record is from RefSeq and is a predicted model, not a curated record. Lineage: Eukaryota; Viridiplantae; Chlorophyta; Trebouxiophyceae; Chlorellales; Chlorellaceae. Bases 1 to 1770 code for a protein of 589 amino acids. The transcript has 7 exons. Gene Ontology annotation, biological process: carnosine biosynthetic process.
AUGUCGGGCAUCCGCAGUGCCCUGACGUCUGCCCUCACGGGAGUGGCGCAGACGUUCAAGCCCAAGGUCGCUGCCGACAGCGAGGCGUUCCCUUGCCUGGAUGUGGAUACUGUGACCAGUGAGAUGGAGUCGAUGGCCAUCAACGCUGCCAGGAUCCCGAGCAGCGCCCCAACGCAUGUCGGGGCGGACCAGGUCGAGUACACCCUCAGUCCCUACGGUCGGCGCUCCGGGACGGAAGCAGUGCCGUCUUCGCUGAGCAAGAACAGCGUGAAGUCUAAUUUUCUGACCCAGGACGUCAUCGGCAGCCUGCCCAAGGGCCUGACCAGGACGGAGAAGGAGGCCGUGGCAGCAAGCACCCCGCUGUCCCCCUCCCUCAACCUCCUCAACUCCCUGCCCAAGGGCCAGGUCUUCAAGCGCUCCGCCGCGGGGGUGGCCCUGCGCCGCAGCGUCCUGCGUGGCUCCGUCAUCGUCUUCAUUACCGCCGGAUACACUGGCAAACGCUUCAUCUUCGAGCGUGCCAAGGAGCUGGGCGUGCGCAGCCUGGUGGUCGACGGGCCAGACUCCUGGGCCAAGACCAUGGAGGAGGAGGGCGUGAUCGAGAGGUUCAUCCCCCUGGACAUGUCUGACUCAGACACGGUACUGGACCGAGCCCUGGAGGCCAUCCUGGCUGCCAAGAAGGCCGUGGGCGGCGACCUGGACGGCGUGCUUUCCUUCUCCGAAAUGGCCCAGCCCCUGGUGGCGCGCCUGGCCGAGAAGCUGGGCCUGCAGGGCCCCAGCCCAGAGGUGGUGGACGCCGCGCGAGACAAGUUCGCCACGCGCAAGUGCAUGGAGGCCGCUGGCCUGCCCACGCCCCGCAACAUCCUGAUCGAGAAGGCCGAGGACAUUGAGAAGGCCGCCGAGCACGUGGGCUUCCCUGCAGUCAUCAAGCCCAUCUUCGGCGCCGCCUCCAUCGGCGUUGUGCGCGUGGACGACCUGGCAGGCCUGCGCGCCAAGCACGCGGAGGUGUGCCGCCAGAUGUCCAGCGCGCGCGUCGUGGACGGCGCGCUGCUGGAGGGCGACGGCGAGGAGGAAGGCGGGAACGCGGGGGGCUGGAUCCAGACCACGCUGAUGAUGGAGGAGUACAUGGACGGCCCCGAGGUGGACGUGGACGUGGUGAUGAGCGAGGGGCAGGCCGUGUACGGCGCGGUCACCGACAACUGGCCCACGCUGGAGCCGUACUUCAACGAGACGGGGGCCAACUCGCCAUCCAUCCUGCCCAGCGCGCAGCAGCGCGAGCUGCUGGAGCUCAGCGUGAAGAGCGUGCAGGCGCUGGGCUUCAGCGCGGGCGUGUUCCACGUGGAGUGCAAGUACACCUCCCGCGGCGCGCGCCUGAUCGAGGUCAACUGCCGCAUGGGCGGGGGCCUGGUGCGCAACACCAACCUCCUGGUCUGGGGCGUGGACCUGGUGGAGGAGGCGCUGCUGGCUGCCGCGGGCAUCCCCUCCCGCCCCAACGUCGCGUCGCGCCCCCUGCGCUGCCUCGGCGAGUACCUGGUGAACGCACCCAAGACCGGCGUGCUGGGCGACCUCGGCUUCCUGCGCGAGUUUGCCGAGCGCAAGGGCGUCCUGCUGGCCAAGCCCUGCGUCGCGCCGGGGUCAAAGGUGGUGUGCGUGGCUGACGGCAUGCCCACCUGGCUGGUGGAGCUGCAGGUGGAGGCAGACACGCCGCGCGCCGCCGUGGCCCUGGCCGAGGCGCUGAGCAAGGAGAUCACGGAGCGCAUCCCCAUCCACUGA